Molecule: messenger RNA, 1062 nt
Organism: Malassezia globosa CBS 7966
Lineage: Eukaryota; Fungi; Basidiomycota; Malasseziomycetes; Malasseziales; Malasseziaceae
Exons: 1
Coding region: 1-1062 (353 amino acids)
Cellular component (GO): RNA N6-methyladenosine methyltransferase complex; nucleus
Molecular function (GO): nucleic acid binding; mRNA m(6)A methyltransferase activity
Source: RefSeq, a predicted model, not a curated record
AUGCAAGCGCGAAGCUAUUGGGAACAAAACGGUCAAUGUGAUCGGGUGCACUUCCGACCGGUCAUAUUCCCGCAAACAAACCCGUCAUUAGGACACUGUGGGUAUCUGAGUGCUUGUCAUCGGAAGACGACAUGCAAGUAUGUGCAUUAUGAAAUCGACACCAGCCCACCGCAUGCUCCAUUCGUUUGGGAGUGCACGAGUUCUAAGCCGUAUGCAAUUGAUUCGGAUGAGGCCAAGUAUGCUUCUAUUCAUGGGCCUUAUACACAGUUGAAGCGUAUGGGCAUGGAUGCAUGGCUUCAUUCAGCAUUGUGGGAUUCAUUGCGCUCACCAUUUGUCGCGCAAUGGAUUGAUUGUGAUGUGCGUGACUUUGACUUGUCUUCACUUGGCAAGUUUGAUGUUAUCCUUGCAGAUCCCCCAUGGGACAUUCAUAUGUCAUUGCCCUACGGCACCCUGUCGGACGAGGACAUGCACGCACUUCAGAUCCCAGCACUACAGGACGAAGGCUUGCUUUUUCUGUGGGUUACUGGGCGUGCUAUGGAGUUGGGCCGGCACUUGCUGAGGCAGUGGGGUUUCGUUCGUAUUGACGAGUUGAUAUGGAUAAAAACGAAUCAGAUGGAAAGGCUUGUGCGAACGGGGCGCACGGGACAUUGGCUCAAUCACUCGAAAGAGCAUUGUCUUGUGGGUAUACGCGGUACCAAGGCGAACACAUAUCGCAGCGCGUGUGCAGCUGGACAGCUACCGCCUUUGCUUCCAUGGAUGCAUGCUGGAUUGAAUACGAAUGUGAUGGUGUCUCAGGUACGCGAAACGUCUCGCAAACCAGAUGAAUUAUAUGCUAUGAUUGAGCGAAUCUGCCCGGGCGGUCGAAAACUCGAGCUGUUUGGCCGGCGGCAGAACAUCCGUCCAGGAUGGGUCACGCUCGGCAAUCAGCUCAAAAGCACGCAUGUUGUCGAGCCGAUCCUAUGCCGUGCUGUAGACGUGUAUCAGGCGAAGCAAUGCUCAAGGACGCAUUGUUUUCCAGCCGGUGAUUCUUUGAAAAAUGCCACUCUUGAGCACCAGAGUUGA